Messenger RNA from Penicillium crustosum, 240 nucleotides. RefSeq lists its product as uncharacterized. The record is from RefSeq and is a predicted model, not a curated record. Lineage: Eukaryota; Fungi; Ascomycota; Eurotiomycetes; Eurotiales; Aspergillaceae. The transcript has a single exon. Bases 1 to 240 code for a protein of 79 amino acids.
AUGCCUAAGGAGAAAGGCGAAAAUAAGGGCAAGGAAGCUGGUGCCGUGAGAGCUAAGACCCACGCUACGCAAAAAGCCUCCCACAGCGAGAUGGGCCCGACUGAACUUUUGAGUGAACACAUGGACGCUUCUGGCAACCCAGUGCCCGAUCCAAGUUGGGGCCCAACAAGAAAACCUGACGACGAUGUCGAUUUGUUUGAGGCUAUGAAUGCGGAGACUUCAGACUUUGAGCGAGAUUGA